AGUUGUGUGAGUUUUCGGUUCGGAUCGGAUGGGAUCUUUAGUUCUUGGACGGAAUUCAACGUUUUCCGACGUUCGUUCUUUGCACCGAGCCCAAAACAAGCGCUCUCAAUUAUAAAAGAAAAAAAAAGCGAAAACGCAACAAUUUGUUAAAUAAAUGAAUUCAUCGUUUUGAGGUAAAAAGUGAAGUUGCAUAUGAUGAAAUCGGUUUAAUAACAGGUGGCUUUUAAUUAUUUUCUGUGCGUGUUUGCUAGGUUUUUAUUAUCUACGUUUUUUUUUUUUCGUGAAUCGACCUUUGCGAACUUAUCGUCGUAACCAGCAAAAACAAAAAUUAUAAAAAAAAACAGCAAUGACAACAACAACGGUGGCUAAUAAUAAUUAAACAGAGUGCGUUGUUGUGUGCUCACUGAACUGUCGGUGUGUGCGUGAGCCGAGUAUCUGUGAGCGAGUGUGUGUGGCGAACUGGGCCAGUGUGUGUGUGUGUGUGCUGUGUUUCUGCGGAGACGUCCCAUCGUCCAAUCCUCCAAUUGUCAACAGUUGAGACCCGCCACUUCGACAGACAGUCCUACUCCACUGCAGACCCCUUAAACUCCGCACACCCCCUCACUACCUCACUCCCCCACUCCGUCACUCCCUCACUCCAUAGAGCAUAUAGUAUUCCCCGAUCAUCCGAUCGAUGCGAAUUGCAUGGGCCCAACAACCGGACAACCCGAGCACAGUGAAAACGGCGAAAAAGAGGAAAAAGUGCUAACUGGGCAGUCGACGGCAACUUGAUCGGGUAGGAACAGAGAUUCCCAUGAACGGCGGCCACUGAACACCACCGCCACUAUCCCCCAUUCCACAGACCAGCCGGGACAUCCAAUCCGGGAUGGCGCAGCUCGCGAUGACGAAGCGCAAGACGCUGAUCAUCGCCUGUUGCGGGAUCGUGUUGGGCCUCUGCAUCGGCACCGUGAUGAGGAACUACCGGGCCCUGGAGAUCGUGAAGCGAUGCAGCCUGCGGCCCACGAAUCUCAGGUCGCCGGCGGAGAUCAUCGGGCUGCGGGAGGAGGACACCAUUCAGAAUUCGCAGCGGAACCUCGUCUUCGUGGGCGUGAUGACGGCCAAGAGCUUCCUGGAGGGCAGGGCGCGGGCGGUGUACGAUACGUGGGGCAAGGAGGUGCCCGGCCGGAUGGCCUUCUUCAGCUCGGAGGGCAGCUACUCCGAGGAUCUGCCCGUGGUGGGCCUGAAGAACGUCGACGACCGCUAUCCGCCGCAGAAGAAGUCCUUCAUGAUGCUGUACUACAUGUACGAGCACUACAUCGACAAGUUCGAGUGGUUCAUCCGGGCGGACGACGAUGUGUACAUGGAGCCGGCCAAGCUGGAGCGCUUCCUCCGCUCCAUCGACAGCUCCCGGCCGCAGUUCAUCGGGCAGGCGGGCAAGGGCAACAGUGAGGAGUUCGGCCUGCUGUCCCUGGAGUUCGACGAGAACUUCUGCAUGGGCGGACCGGGCGUCAUCCUCAGCAGCGAGACCCUGCGCCGCGUGGCGCCCCACAUCCCCACCUGCCUGAAGAACCUGUACAGCAACCACGAGGACGUCGAGGUGGGCAGGUGUGUGCAGAAGUUCGCCGGCAUUCCAUGCACCUGGAACUACGAGAUGCAGUACAUUCUGCGUCACAACUCCAGCGGUCGAAAUGCAUACACUGGAAAACUGAAACGGAAAGAGAUCCACAACGCCAUCACCCUGCAUCCCAUUAAGCAGGCGCCACUCAUGUACCGAUUGCACUCCUAUGUCCAGGGGCUGAAGGCCGAGGAGAUGCGGCAGGAGUCCCUGCUCCUCCACCGGGACAUCAAGCGGAUGGCCAAGUAUCUGGAGGUUCCGGACGAGAGCACCUACAUGCUGCCCAGUGCCUCGCCAGAAAGCGAUUCGGGCAAGAGGCACUUCCAGGACCACAACAUAUUGGGAAUUAGUCCGGAAUUGAAUAAAUUCGUACCCGGCAGCACCGAUGACCUGCUGGACUGGUCCUUCAUCUCCCGCAGCCUGUACUCGGCCAGUUCGGCCAAUCCCAAGCAGAAGAUCGACUCGGCGAUGCGGGAGGGCCUCGAGGACGUCAUCACCGAGGUGAUGGAGAACAUCAACAACUACUCCCGGCAGCGGGGUCGCGUGAUCGAGUUCCGGGAACUGCUCUACGGAUACCAUCGGCUGGACGCGCUGCAUGGCCAGGAUCUGAUCCUGGACCUGCUGCUCAUCUACAAGAAGUACCGCGGCAAGAAGAUGACGGUCCCGGUGCGAAGGCAUCUCUACGUGCAGCGGGCCUUCACUGGAAUCUUUGUCAAGGAGUUCGACGAGGACUUCUACAACGUCACAUUGCAGCAGAGUCUCUUGGGCAGCCUCUUCCAGAACGGGAUGGCCCGGCUGACCAGCCACUUCACGAUGGCCAGCGGACUGCUCCCGCCGACGCAGGACAAGAUUGUGUUCGUCCUGCCGAUCGCGGGCCGCCUGGGAACCUUCGAGCGCUUCCUGCGCACCUACGAGCGCGUCUGCGUGCGCGGCGAGCAGCACUGCGACCUGCUGGUGGUGAUCUUCGGCUUGCCGGAGGACCUGGGCGACCACCUGCAGCUGCUCCACGAUCUGCGUGGCAGGCAUGUCUACCAGCAGGUGAACUGGAUCCAAAGGAGCACCGCCUUCUCGCGCGGCGUGGCCUUGGAUGUGGCGGCCAGAUCCUCGUACAUCCGGCAGGAGGACAUCAUCCUGUUCAUCGACGUGGACAUGGUGUUCGAGGUGGAGACACUGCAGCGGGUGAGGAUGCACACGCAGCGGGGCAAGCAGGUGUAUCUGCCCAUUGUCUUCAGCCAGUACGAUCCGCAGCGGAGGAGUGGUGGAGCUGGCGAGGAGGAGGCCCCAAGGAUCGACGACGAGAGCGGCUACUUCCGGCAGUUUGGCUUCGGCAUCUGCGCCAUCUACAAGUCGGACAUUCUGGACGAGGAUAUCAACGGGUUCGACAAGGACAUCACCGGCUGGGGCCUGGAGGAUGUCAAGUUCCUGGAGAAGAUCGUGCGGGUGGGCACCAGGCAGCGCGGCUUCCUGGCCAACACCGCCGAGGUGGCCAUGGACUACAAUGAGGCCGCCGAGCAGUGGCGCCGGCUGAGUGUCUUCCGCGCACCGGAUCCCACGCUCGUCCACAUCUACCACGACAUUAGCUGCGACGUCCAGCUGGAUGCCCCGCAGUACAACAUGUGCCUGGGCACCAAGGCCAACUCCCUGGGCAGCACGAGACUGAUGGAGCAGCUCUUCCACAGCAGUCCGGGGAACGUCCAGUUUGCCGCCGACUUUAAUCGCCAAAAGCAACAGCAACAGCAGCAGCAGCAGCAGCAGGCCAGGUGAUGAUCGAUCCCAUCCAAAUCCAGUGAUCCCCAUCCGCGAUUCUGCCACAUAGUAUUAUGCUAAAUGUUUCCUAAAUGAGCGCGUGCGUGGAGUGUGUGUGAGCCAGCCGAUAUGCCAAAUCAAUUCGUUAGUCCCUAAUGCUAAGCUAGACAUCUAGUGAUCCCUGCAUCCAUAGAUGGCAGUGAUGGGAUUGGGAUAGGUACAAAUUGUUAACUAGUAGGAUGAAGCUACCGAUACAAAAUUAUUACCUGCUUAAAUGUGCAUUAUGAAAACAAAUGAUAACUUUAUUUUUUAAUCUUGAAUAAGUCAUCGGUAAAUAGUAACCAACAUAAAACAACUAAAAAUGUCGAUACUAUUUUAAAUAUUUGCGGUAAUAAUAAUAAUUUUAAUAAUAAUUAUAUAAAUUACUAUUCCAUAUUGCCAAUUCAAAAUUGAGUGGAGUAAAUCGAGAAGUAAAAAAGUUGUUCCUAUUUAGACUUGCCUGGGAAUUAAAAACAAAUAAUGAAGUGUACAAAUAAUUAGUAUUUACAAUGUCAAUAGACUUUUGAACAUAAAUUAUAAUUUUUUUAAAUAAUUUAGAUAGUUUUAAGUCAGAUAAUGGUAGUAAUGGUGGUGCGCCUAAGUACCUUCUAUUCCACCAUAACUUUUCCCAUCACUGUAGGUAGAUUGGUUAUUUAUUAAGAUAUAGCUAUCCAUCCGAGCUGAUCCAUGUCCCUAAUUCUGUAGCAUUUUAAAAAUGCAUAUCUAAAUGUUUAUCUAUAAUUUAAUAAUAAGACCUUAUUUUCUUUGAUUUGACUAGGAAAAUUGUAUUCCAAUAACCAAAAUCGUGUUGAUAAAAUAUGCAUUCACAAGUUAUCUAAAUACUUGAUUUUCCACUCAAAUAAACACUUAAUUGUAUAGAAGAUGUCUUUAUUUUAAAAUAAAACCAAACGUCUUUCA
This is a messenger RNA of Drosophila rhopaloa, 4297 nucleotides long. RefSeq names its product chondroitin sulfate synthase 1 (gene Chsy). The record is from RefSeq and is a predicted model, not a curated record. The transcript is spliced from 6 exons. The coding region runs from base 866 to 3358 and encodes 830 amino acids. Gene Ontology annotation, cellular component: Golgi cisterna membrane. Lineage: Eukaryota; Metazoa; Arthropoda; Insecta; Diptera; Drosophilidae. Gene Ontology annotation, molecular function: glucuronosyl-N-acetylgalactosaminyl-proteoglycan 4-beta-N-acetylgalactosaminyltransferase activity.